Desarmillaria tabescens is the source of this 2340-nucleotide messenger RNA. RefSeq lists its product as uncharacterized. The record is from RefSeq and is a predicted model, not a curated record. The transcript has 2 exons. NCBI's taxonomy places the organism in Eukaryota, Fungi, Basidiomycota, Agaricomycetes, Agaricales, Physalacriaceae. The coding region runs from base 1 to 2133 and encodes 710 amino acids.
AUGACCGUCAAAAUCUUCUUUCGUAAUGCUAAAGAGCUCGUGGCCACCCUUAGGCGCCUGCUCCCACGUUCCUUCGUUACUUGCUCUGUUCCAUCGCUUCAUCGCUGGCUCAUCUCUGCAAUGACUGAUUCCUCGAUCCCCGCAUCUGUCCUCAAAGCUGAUCGUGAUCAGUACCACCAUGUCAUACCUAAGUUCAUCCUGCGUAAAUUCCAAGUGGGAGGUCAAAUGUCGAAAAAAGAGCGAACGAAGGCCUUCAAACGCACCGGCCGAGAGCCAGGCGAAGUGCUUUUCUACGACAUAGCUGCCCGAACAAUUCAAACCCGACCUAUCGCCACUGUCUACGGGGUGAUGAACCUCUACAGGAACGUUCGCUUCCCCUUUAACCUUCAUCAUCUGGAAGAAAAACUCUCUCGACUUGAGAGUAAUGCCGCAGAUGUCAUCCUACAGAUGCACGAAGCCGUUGACAAAGGUAGCUCAUUUCCCAUCACAAGGCAAAAGCUCGGCGACUUGCACCAGUUCCUCUUUCUCAUGCACUACCGCACCGUAGCGCUCUCCUCUUCCUACACCAACUCUGAUCAUCCGGAGAAUACCCUCGUCACUGAGCAGCUAAAACGUUUCGGAGAGAGUCUGGCCUUAAGUACGAACUCCGAGAUAUGGCUUCAUUUUCUGCAUUAUUUCCUUGAUGCACAAAUUGCAUAUGACGGUACUUCCUUCAUAAACGAGCCGGACCUGGCAAAUUAUACGGAGCGGGAUAUAUUGCCAUCCAAUGUGGAUAUAUCACGCACCCCCAUGAAAAUCUAUCAGCGACAUGCAAGCAUGUUCUAUCUGGCCGCCUGUCAGCCUGCCGAUGGGAAAGAGUUCAUCCUAACGGAUAACGGAUUCGGGUUAUGGGAAGGUUUAUCAGAACAAAGUCAUAUCCAUCGCAUCUUUGUUGUCGGGCCUCGCUUAGCCAUCAUCCUACGCAACAAUUCGGUUGAUGCCCAAGCGAUCCCGCGGCUGAACAGUACUCUCGUUGAUAUACCAUUACCACGUCCGACUUGCCAAUACAGCAUCACCGGUUCAGACUUUCCACCCCGGCAAGACGGCGAUAUCACCAGUGCUGAUCAGUAUCGGAUGUCAGAACAGGCCCAGCUGGAUGAAUUUACUUUCCAAAUAACGAAGUUGACGUCUCAGCAGACGUUCGACGUCAACUCCGUUUUCCUCCUCAAUGGGCAUGACGACGGGUCUGUCACAUUUGCAUCCAAGGAAUUCAUGAUGAGGACCCUAGAGUGUUAUACCGAUCCAACAUCUUCUUCGCUUGAAGACCCGCAUAAAAGACGGUAUGAACCCGCCCUGUCUCAGCUACGAUCUGAGCUGCAUCGGUUAUCCUCUCCUUCACCACAAACUGAAGGGAUAGGUAGGGACUUCCAGAUAGGCGAGACAGAUUUUGAAGCAGAGCUCUCACCAACUACACAAGCCACGUCUUCACAUGCAGUUGGUUCGUCGUCCACUGCAGCUGGUCCUCACGCUUCGCUUCGCUUAUCAAAGCGCUCCAAAAAGUUGAAUUCAUCCACUGUCCAGCUCGCAGGGUCGGGCGCUGGGACCAUCGCGCCGCCACCGUCACAUCCUUCUGGGUCAACGCAGGCGUCAGCAUCCGAAGGCAGGCUCGAUCCAUUCACUCGACCCGUUUCUGAAUCGAAGCCUAGUGACCAGCACAUAGAGGCACUAGACGAACUGAUGACAGACAUCAUCACCAGAAAAGUUUCAUUUUCAUCAUCGUACGAACAAGGAUAUAAGCUUUACAUUUUGUUCACGGCGGUCCAGCCCCCCACGGUCCAUCCUUUCGCCAAAGAUUGUGAUCGUAUGCUCUCCAGCAUCAUCUCACGUUUUGAACAACUUUUGAAACCUCCAAAUCGAAGGGUCAGACCGCGGCCAUAUGCUUCGAGUCCUGUUCCACAUCCAAGAGUAGACCAGCAACGCUGGGAUCUUCUGAUUACACUCUUGACUAUGCUUGGUUUAGGAUCUGCCGAGAAUCCCAGGAAUGCGUUGGAAGACAGAUGGGAAGAAAUGGUUAGGGGUGUUCUGGUGGUGGGACUGUCCACUUGGAUUGUGAAGAACAGACCUGAUAUGGCACCCUCGCUCCAUCUCGCGUAGGUAUUUCGUGGUGCGAAGAACGAUGUGCUAUGUGAUGACAAUGCCAGUGUUCAACGCCCGUGACACUGAAGGAAUGUAUUCAGCAUGUCUCUGUAAUUCUACUGUAGGAUUUGGUAUAUGUAAAAGUAUGAAACUGAUAGGUGACAGGUUGUGUAACAUGAAAGAUAGUUACCGAUGCGCGAUAAGGGACCACCGAGGUUGACCCGG